AGGUCCUGCAAUUUUUUUAAUAGCUCUCCAAGUCAAUGCAUUUCAUUUGGACAGAUGGGAAUAUGGUAUGUAUUCACUUAUAGGUCCUUCAGAAGUUUGUAACUUCUCAAAUGCCGUAGGCCUUUUCUAUGCAGCUUUGCAGGGGGGCCCCCAGCUGCUGGUCUCCUAAGCGACCCAUGCUUGAUGGUCCAUCUCUACUCAGAUGAACAGAGUGAAGGCAUGAAAGAGAAUCGAGAGCAGGAAUUAUCUGAUGGAGAUAGUGUUACAUGAAGUGAUGACACCUUUGUGCUUCUGUCUCUCAAACGCAUGUGUAUAUUUAAUGGCUUUGGUGGCCCCUGAUUGAGUCAACCAGGUUAAAUGAAGAUUACUCCAAAAAGUGUUCAGUUUUCCACUUGGGCGGCUUUAGUUAGAUCUUUGGACGGUGGAGAACUUGACUGGACUUGUCCAGUCCAAGAGAGGUCAGAAGGCAAGAGGACAUCUGAUAUUGUUCAGCUAGGAAGAUGAAGAAGUUCUACUAACCAUCACCUCAGCUUUGAACGUGGAUGUUUUGAAGAUCUAGACCUACUUGAGUUUUUGCAAGUAGCUGCUUGCGUUUUUAAAUUGCCUGGAAAAACUGAUGCUGGCGUGAACGUUAAUUCCUUAAUAAUUGCUUGUCCUUGAGCUCUGUUUACUCGAAUUCUCUGGAAAAGUUGGCAUAGAGAUUUGAUAGUAAGUAGGCCUAUGCCCAAUUUUGCAGGAAAUGGACAACUUAGAUUUGUAGAAGGGUUAAACCUUCAGUCUUGAUUAUGAGUGAUCCGGAGAGGAAGCGUCCGGUCAUUGCUGGCAGAGAAAAAGGGCCAGGACCCGGUCGAUACAUCCUUCCACCGGCUAUCGGCUUUGUAGGCCACGAUUUCACCAAGUCAACAAGUCCUGCCUACUCCUUCCAUGGCAGGAUGAGCAACAACAUGCAUAGAAUUGACUGCAGUCCAGGGCCUAAAUACCAUAUCGAUGCCAAACUGACUCGCUUUGGGAGAGACGGCACCCCUGCCUUUUCCAUACAUGGCAGGACGGAAACUCGAGCAGCAAUCUACUCCACCCCUGGACCAGGAGCAUACAAUCCUGAGAAAGCCUCUCUGUGCAGCGUCCAUCGCAAUCCACCGUCCCACACCAUGGGUUAUCGAACACAGUAUCGCUCCGUGGACACCGUACCUGCCCCAAACAAAUACACGCUCCCUUCUCUCAUGGGCUCCGGCGUGUUGACCAAGGCAUCCAGUGCCAGUUACACCAUCUCUGGGAGAUGCAAAGCUGGGGGUCCGUCUGAGGACUUAUCUAAAACUCCAGGUCCUUGUAGAUACAACCGCACAGAUCCCAGUGUCUACCUCCCGAGGCAGCCGGCGUUCUCUAUUCUGGGGAGACAUGCUGCUGCGAGGGCGUCCACAGCGGAGCCUGGUCCUGGAAGUCAUAACCCAGAGAAAGUGACCGUGCACAAGCCCAGACCUCCUGCGUUCUCUUUAGGGAUCAGGCACUCCGAGUUUGUGACCCCUUUAAUAGUAGAUUAGUAGCAUCUUGAAGGCUACAUAUAGUUAUUUUUCUGUUCGGUUUGAAAUAUUUCAUUGCAUGUUUAAAAAGGUUUGCCAUUACUCGUCUCAUAUAGUGAACUAUGAUCAUGCUUACAAAGAACGAUUUCUAGUCUUUUGGAUAUUGCAGAAGUGAGCAUAAUUUAAAGAUUUAAAAAAAUUGACAUUGACUUUUUACAAAUGACAAAAUCAGAAAAAGUUUUAGAUGGCUCAAAUGAAACAAAACCAUUAAAAAAUAAUAAUACAAUAACCGAAAAAAGGUUUUAAGUUUUCAGUUUAGUUGAACCUUAUUUAUUUAUCAAAUAAAUAGGUAACACUUCAGAAUAAUGGUCCAUUAGUUAAUGUUAGUUAACUACUUUAGUUAACAUUAUCUGAGCAAGAACAAUAUUUCUACAGCAUUUAUUAAUCUUAGUUAAUGUUAAUUUCAACAUUUACCAAUGCAUUAUUCAAAUCAAAAUUUGUGCUUGUUAACAUUAGUUAAUGCACUGUGAAUAAGCACGAACUAACAAUGAAUAACUGUAUUUUCAUUAACAUUAACAAAGAUGAAUAAAUACAGUAAUAAAUGGACUGUUCAUUGUUUGUUCAUGUUAAUUAAUGAAUUUGUUUAAUAUUAACUAAUGGACCAUUAUUCUA
Messenger RNA from Carassius gibelio (silver crucian carp), 2189 nucleotides. RefSeq names its product outer dense fiber of sperm tails 3-like 2b (gene cimap1d). NCBI's taxonomy places the organism in Eukaryota, Metazoa, Chordata, Actinopteri, Cypriniformes, Cyprinidae. Bases 786 to 1538 code for a protein of 250 amino acids. Gene Ontology annotation, cellular component: cytoskeleton. The record is from RefSeq and is a predicted model, not a curated record. The transcript has 4 exons.